Molecule: messenger RNA, 1059 nt
Organism: Ilyonectria robusta
Lineage: Eukaryota; Fungi; Ascomycota; Sordariomycetes; Hypocreales; Nectriaceae
Exons: 4
Coding region: 1-1059 (352 amino acids)
Biological process (GO): regulation of DNA-templated transcription
Molecular function (GO): DNA-binding transcription factor activity
Source: RefSeq, a predicted model, not a curated record
AUGGCUUCGAGCACCCACGCAAUUGAUGACCACUUCGCCACUAAUGGCGUUGCGCCAAGCGGCCUACCCUCUGCGAGUAAACCGGUCUCGGCCGAACGGCGCCUGCAGAAUCGCAAGGCCCAAAAGACAUACCGGGAUCGAAGACGGGCGCGAUUGCGAGAGUUAGAGGACAAGGUUGCCCGGCUGGAUGGCGUCUAUCCAUCACAGUCUGAUCAGUCUGAUGGAUAUCCACUCUUGUCGGCGACCGGAAACUUGGUGCCACUGUUGGGCAACCCUUCCCCAGCGUCUUCACCCCGUGAUUGGCACCCCACGGGAUUGAACCCGAGUAUCAUGCCCAGCUCAGAUGGUGAUCUCUCCCUGGUUGGCCUUACCACGUGGCUCGACCCGGCGAGACCAGGCGGGUACAGCAUCCAGACUUCUUCAAACGCUACGCAGUUCGCCGACUCCUUCUUUCCUGGGCAACUACCAAUAGCCAAUGCGCAUCGAGAAUCAAUGCUUGAGAAUCCUAGCAGCCUUAUGGACACUCAAUCUGAGAAACCACGGAGUCAAAGAGACAUUCUGAUCUUUCGGCCUGGUGGAAAGACAGUUUCUGCCCAACUGCGACAGCUCCGACAACGCAUUCUGGCCUUGCCGCAGGCAGCACGGGAUGAGCUCCGGGACUGGGCCAAGAAUGGGAAUUUCAGCUUUGUAGACACCUUUCAUUACCUCGUAGAAGACGGGAACGGUCACGGCUCACCACUAACCCAUCUACAUCAACACCCUGGAGCCACGGCGUCCUAUUCCCCCUCUCUCGGGUUUGACUUUGCUCUCUUCCUCGACGAGAAUAGCAAAUCUCCAUUUCACGGCGGGCCGCUGGAUGGUGGCGCUGAUGAGGCCAACGUCCCGCCUAGUCUGCGCCCCAUAUCGUCACAGCUCUCUAUUCCACAUCAUCCCUACAUCGACUCGCUGCCAUUUCCUACCUUCCGUCGUCGGAUAUUGGCUGCUUUGUCGACCGACCCUCCAUUACUAGACGAAGACGACCUCUGCAUCGAUCUAAUGUUCGACAUUUGGACGAAGUGA